Ilex paraguariensis (yerba mate) is the source of this 612-nucleotide messenger RNA. The record is from the annotation of a GenBank genome assembly. NCBI's taxonomy places the organism in Eukaryota, Viridiplantae, Streptophyta, Magnoliopsida, Aquifoliales, Aquifoliaceae.
AUGAUCCCAAAAACCAUUGGGCUAGGGAGCCAUAAGAGACAUGAUUUCCCAUCUUCAUUGGGAUUGGUGGCUGCCAAUGGUUUCAGAACCUGCCCAAUCCGAAAAGGAAAGACUGGGUUAAAAGAAAGGCUCUCAGAUCAAUGGACGGCAAUAGCAGCAAUGUCUCUCACCUGUUGCUACAACUGCCAUAUGAUGACUCGAGCAAGCCAUAAGCUAGUGCUCCAGCCUCCAGUAUAUUCUGACGCAAACAUUAAGCGGCAUAUAUUCCCUGAAAUUUCAGACCAGCCAGGAGAUCCCAAAAUGCGCCUGCUCGAAUGCGCAUUUUCAGAAAAAAGAAGGAGGAGGAAAUCAUCAUUACUCAUUCAUCAACUGCGGUCUCGGUUGAUGGCUAUCUCCCACCGACAGUUGAGUGCGAAAGCGGAGACUAAAAGGUGUCUGUCACCUUUUGUUGUCAAUUGGCUUGGCACCAAACCACCAAGACCAAGACCGGACCCAGUCACCGAGCCUAACCUUCAUCAAUCCCUCGACUCCGCAAUUGUUCCUUCUUCUCUUUCUCCCUUUGCUCUUUAUGGGACGAUCGAUAUUUGUGUAGGCAAUUUAGGGUUCUUGUAA